UACAUCGUACAAGUUUAUCUAAUUGUUAACUGUACAUUUUGCGCGCGCCUACCCACGGUCUUAACAAGGAAGUAUUUAUAAACUUUGUCAAACCAACCAACUGUAACAGUCAACGACAAUCGAUAUCAUGGCGGAUAAGCGUCAGCACGUUUUAUUGCUGAUCGAGUGCCUUUUCCUGGUGCUGUGGUCAGUAAUUUUACUUGGGAUGACUAUUCACUGGCGGAUCCGUAGAGAUGCCAAUCCCGUGUAUCAUACCGCGGAGCUGUGUGUUAACUGUUCGGAGCUUAAACCCUGGUACGAUCCAGAAAAUGGUUCAAGGCAGGUUGACGAACUUUUGCAAAGAGAUGGAAAAACGUGUUGCGGACAUGCGGACGAAAUUCUACGUUACUCCGCAAGAAAGCAAAUCAUGGAAGAGUUUUAUCUUCAAAGUACGCAUUCUUAUCCACACGGCAUCAGUUUACUGUGCGAUACCCACGAACAGAUUCGUCCAUACGCCAAACUUGUCGGUAUCAUCGGAACAAAACCAAGCGAAGGUCUCGACAAAAUACUCUGGAACAAGAACGGAAACACAACGGUCGGACCAACGAUCCAAGACAUUACACAUUUACAUGAUGACGGAGUGAUCGUCAUAAGCAGAUCAGGAAAUUACGAAGUAAGCGUCAAUUUGGUGACGAAAACGACCGCUCCCACUCCAAAUCAUGGCAUAGUGUCGUACUUCAUCCACGUGUUGUCUCACAGGCAUGGGGCGCAAAGGAUUCUUGCUGAACGGAGGAUGUCGUUCAACGCAAUACAUCAAAGUCGCAGCACUUUCCAUGGGGUGUAUCGCCUUGAUUUGCAUGAUCGUUUGUCCGUUGCAUCGGCACAUUUAAAACACAUUAAUAUUUCGAGCGAUGAUAAUGUUUUUUCAGUCAAUUUGUCAUAAAUGUUUGUCUUAAUAUUCGAUAAUGUAUACAUGCAAUUUAUUCAAUAUACCAUAUAUGUUAAAUAUUGUAGUUCAAAUAAAUAAGCACAUACUCAUAUUGAUAACAAUUCGUAUUUGAAAACGCAGACUAUCAUAACUAAAAACCCCAAUUUGAAACACAGUAACUUUGCACUCUCGUGAUGUAGAAAACAGUUCUAAGGAAACAGUGCGAUAUAAUUUGAAAUUGCAAAAUGUUAUUUAGUGGGCUUAGCGCAAACCGGUUGUAAUUUCAUUUUUUGAAAUUUUAGAGGAGAGACCAAAAACUGCCCAAAUAAAAAAAAUUCUUGCUGGAUAAAUAAAAAAAGCAUAUAUUUUGUUAGUUCCAAGCAGUGUUUAAAGACUUAUUUCCCAGCGGUAGAAUAAUUAUUGAAAGAGAUAUUUAAACAUGUUCAAGUUACAACCAUUUUCCACCUGAAAUUUGGGAAAAUAACAUUUAUUAUUUUAUGCAAUAGGGAAGUAACUCAAGUUACAACUGUUUUCCACCUGUAAUUUGGGCAGAUUUUAAUAUUUAUUUGUGUGUUAAAUGUAAGUAUCUCAUCUUUUAAUCUUUAUUCUUCAUCAUUAGUAAAAGAAAGCAAAACUUA
Dreissena polymorpha is the source of this 1545-nucleotide messenger RNA. RefSeq lists its product as uncharacterized. The record is from RefSeq and is a predicted model, not a curated record. NCBI's taxonomy places the organism in Eukaryota, Metazoa, Mollusca, Bivalvia, Myida, Dreissenidae. Gene Ontology annotation, molecular function: protein binding. The transcript has 5 exons. Bases 128 to 922 code for a protein of 264 amino acids.